GCCGGCCCCGUCUAACGUUUCUUGCGUCACAUUUCCGCCUCGGAUACUAAACUGACCAAAGCAGAGGACUUUCUAGUCUAGAGUGUUAUUGUUGUUUAUCCGACGAAAUCACAGUUACCUGUCUCGUUGGCUUUUGCACUUCCCUGCGUGGUCAUCCUGAAAUGCCAAGGUUUCUUUGUUUGUGAUCCUGCCGUGUAGGUGAUGGUUCGAUAAAUAGAAGCCAUGGCGGAAGAGAAGGUAGUCCACUCUGGCUACCUGCUACAUCGCCCUGGAGGAGCUCUGGGUCGGUGGAAGAAAAAAAGAUACUGGUUCCAACUGGAUGAGGUGUCAUGUCAGUUGCGGCAAUACAAAUCGCAGGCCGAGCUCUGCCACACUGUGGGCACGGUGGACAUACGGGAUGCUUGCAUAUCCAUCCUGCCAGAUCACCAGAACCAUAUUCUUGUUGCGUGCCGAGGAAAAGAGCAUAUUCUGAUAGCAGAGAACCACCGGUCCAUGAUGCAGUGGCUACAGAAUCUACAGGAGGUGCGGGAUCUCUUUUCCUGCGUGAAGAGCAACCGGAACCAAGUGAAAUUGUCUCGGACGUUAACCUACAAACCGACGACUGCAUCACCGUCGAAAGGCCUGGCCAGCAGCCCCGCCUCGUCUCUCAGGCGACAGCACUCUGCUCGUGGCAAGAGCAAAAACCUUGGGGAUCUUCCCGCGUCGUUCUCGGCCUCGGUAGAAACGAACGACAGCUAUGCGGCCUUCAAGAAAAACUUGGUGGGGUCCCUGUCGAUACCCAGCAACAAGAACAGCUUCAUCUAUGAUUCCUUGGAGACCUCGCCGACCUCCAUGCGAAGUUGCAACAGUAUAGCGUCCCACAGUUCCACCGAGGAGCUGCCGACGUCAUCAGGCUGGACCAGUCCAUCAGGAGGGCAGGCCCCGACAGAUGCCAGCGACCAGUCAGAGCGUGGGGCCACCGAAGGGGAGUGUCCUGAGCCCAAGUUGGAUGGGGCGGCACUUGAAGACAGUGGCAGCAUCAAGACAUGGAGGCAGCUGGACAAAGAAGCACUGAUUGAGCAGCUGCAACAAAUGAAACAACUCAUGGAACAAAGCAAGAAGAACUUCAAGAGCCUGGAGAACCGAGAGCAGGCCUACAAGCAGAUGCUGAAGAAACGGGAGCAGGACAUCAUGCACCUGGACGAUAAGCUGGGCAUCAUGGAGCAGGCUCAUCACUUAAGAAGAGAUCUGCUGUCGCCAGAGGACAUGGACGCAGCCCAGCAGCGAAUCUUGGAUCUCCAGGACACAUGCAAGGUGUACCAGGAGCAGAACGGCUUCCUGAACACGGAGGUCCGGCGCCAGGCCAGCCUGAGACGGCGCGAGCAGGUCAAGCUGGACAUCCAGAAUAGGUUAAUAGAUGGCCUGGAGGGCCGCAUACUGCAGAGUCAACAAGACUACUUUCAGCUGCUGGGCCAAGUGAUCAAAGUCACCUCCUUGGAUCCGAAAGAUGAUAUCCCGCUGCCGUUGAGCUGGGAGGAUAAGAGGCUCAAGAGUUUCCUGGAGCUGUUCCAUGAGGCUCGACAGCAGGAUCCGUGUCUCCCGGACCCCAGAGUGGUGAUGGUGGAGGGAUACACCGACAUCUACGGCUUCCAGCAUCCAACCAAGAACCAGCCCUUGCUGCUCCACUAUCUCUGCCAGAUCUUGCAGGAUCACCUCCUGGCUGCCUCAAGGAGAUCGACAGAGCUGAACAAAAAGUGGGAAGAAUGCGCGAGCAAUGGUAACAUCUCUACCCUCAAACAGGAGGAGUUGAGGGAGCUGGUGUACGAGGGGAUACCGACAGACUACCGCAGCGAGAUCUGGUCACACCUCGUCUUACAGCGUGUCAAGCAGCUGAAAGCGGAGAAGAGUGAGGAUUACUUCCAGUGGCUGUGUAAUCGUACUGGGACGUCGUCCUCAGUUGACAAGUACCGGCGGCAGAUAGAGCUGGAUCUCUUGCGCACCAUGCCGCACAACAUCCACUUCAAUAACAAGGAUGCUGAGGGGGUGAAGCAGUUGCGGCAGAUCCUGGAGGCGUUCUGUGUCCACAACCCAACAGUGGGCUACUGUCAAGGGAUGAACUUCAUCGCUGGAACGUGCCUGCUUUUCAUGGAUGUAGAAAUGGCCUUUUGGUGCAUGGUGGCCGUGGUUGAGUCUUACUUUCCAGCCAACUACUUUGACAGCAGCCUGAUUGGUGCCCAGGCCGACCAGAACAUCCUGAAGGACAUCCUGGAAUUGAGACUACCCCGGCUCCAUGCCCACCUGGACGAUGUGGGCAUUGAGAUGUGUUCCUUCACGCUCAACUGGUUUCUGGCCAUCUUCUUUGAUGUGGUCCCCUUCACGAUGCUGCUGCGCAUCUGGGACUGUUUCCUGUUCGACGGCCUGCGAGUUCUGUUCCAGUUCUCCAUCGCUUUGCUUCAGUAUCACGAAACCUCAUUGCUGGAGAAGAAGGACAUCUUAGCUAUACUGAAAGACACCAAGUCUAUGGCCAAGCUAACGCAGGACGUUCAAGCCAUAGUCAAUCUUGUCAGGGAGAGCAACGACAGUUUCCCGUCCUCGGCCUGGAUCCAGCAGAAGCAGCAGCACUACAUGAGCGUCCUGCGCGCCGUCUACGAGCAGCAGGAGAAGGCCAGGGAGGAGUUUGAGAAGCAGGAGGGCCUGGCGCCCGCCAUGCCCGUGUUCCAGCGCGAAGGGGAGGACGCCCUGGUGAACGACCUGAAGAUGGACUGCGCAGUGGAGUGCUAUUCAGGUCAUUUACUUGUUUGCAGAGGGGAGUUGAGGCAAGGCUGGGUCGGGCGAGUGAACAUCAGCAAGUGCAUCAAACAGAACUACGGAAUAAGGCUGGACAACCGCAUUGUAUGCCUGACAAUGGCUGGCAUAGACAUGGCACUUUUAGGGACUGUCUCCAAUUUCUUGUACGCAUUCAGUAUUGGGACACAGGAGGAGCUGUGGUUCGAGAGGUUAAGAGAUACUCCGCUGAGUAUUGUCCACGAUCAGCAAACAAGGAAUGUUUACAUUGGAUUAGCGGAUGGAACAAUGGCCGUCAUAGAGGGUGUCAGUCACGCCAGCCCUCGCGACAUCUUCUAUCACGGCAUCGGCGCCGGCCCAGUACGCAGUGUGCUGUACCUCCCCGAGCUGGACCAGAUCUGGUGCGCUUGCGGCAACGCUGUGAACAUCCUCGACAAUUCCUUGAAUGUCACUGACGGGUUUGAGAUCUCCAAGUGCCCGGACAUCCACAUCUCGGGGCUUUACCGCAGCGACCACGGCGUGUGGGUCACAGUCCGGGGCUCGGCAAUCGUCAUGCUGUGGGACCCCAGACAGCUGCAGUGUCUUCUGCUUCAUGACACAUCCAUGGACCAAACCCCAAUCCAUACAAAGCCUCAUGAGAACCACGCCAGGUCCAAGAUCACCUCACUUCUCCCAUAUGAAAACACCUUAUGGGUGGGCACUGCUGAUGGACACUUGACCAUCUACAAGAUUGACAAAGCAUCUAUGCCUAAAUCUGGUAUGACUCUUGAAAAUGGAGACCACAACAGUGCUGGCGAAUCGGAAGGAUCGGACAAAGGUUUGAAGGAAAAGAGUGAGAAGGAACAACCAGAGGCUGAGACGUUAGAGACUGCCAGAGGAGAGGUGGACGGUGGUGGUGAUGGGGAUGAGGAUGAUGAAGAGAUGAAACCCCAAGACACCUCCUCGCAGACGCUGAAAGAGUUUGUCAUCGUGGAAAGUUCCGAGGGGUUGCCCGAGUCGCAGCCGGGCAGCGACACUGACACAAAGUCCAAAAAUCACCUGCCUCAUCUUGCCAAACUGCAGGACACAGUUGGAACAGUCACAAGCAGUGAUGACGAGCACAGGUCCAAGCCCAAGCCGGGCCCCAGCAAGGCAGUCCGCAAACACCGCAAAGGGAGUCGCAAGGGGGGUUACAAGGGGGGACCCAGAGACAGCCCCCGGGCACUGCGCAAGGUGUGGCAGACCCGGCAGAAGUCGUCGGCGUCGUCCGCUGAGCGGCCGGAACCGGAGCUCCUGUCUCCCCGCACCUCCAAGACCAUGGAGAAGGUCCAGUCUGUCUUCGGGAAGUUCAGCCUGGGCACCACCCCGAAGUCCAAGCAGUACCGCUACAGCCGGGAGCUGCGGGACGAGACGAGACGUGGGUCGCGGAUCUGCGUGACCGAUGCCACUGAGCCCAGCACCUCCGCCAUGUCCCUGAUGUCGCUGGUGGAUGCCGAGUCCACAGUGCUGCGACCACCGUCAGUCUUGUCCAGAGACUCGCUCAGUGAAGUCUACGCGCAGUACGCAUCCCGACCCAGACCGCCACUGUUCGAUGCGUCCGAGAUAGAGGUCCGUCCUGGAUAUGAACUGAAUAUUGAAGCCAAGAGAAAGAUUUCAGAUCAUCAGGUCCGCUGUCUGGUACUGACAAGUUUGGAAGACGGCAAUCCCGCCAUUGUCAGCUGUGCUGGUUUCUAUGGCGACGACGAGUCCAUGCUUCGGUGGACGUGCCACACGCGAGAGAAUGUGUGGAUGCAAGUUCCCAUUGAAGACACAACAACGUGAACCAUAUACUUGUGUGCCCAGUCUAAAAAACUUCCAAACCCUUCAAUAGUUGAUUGCCCGAGCGCAUUUGUUCAAAGGGAUACAACCCAGAAAAUAAUAGAACCCUUCAAUUGGCAAAAAUCUGUACGGUUCGGUAGGUUAAGGAGCGUGCGUUCCACCCAACUGUUGCUGUUGCAGUUUGUGUUCGAAAUUAAGAGCAACUGCCGCACCGUGAGUGUGUUCGUGGCAUGCUUAAUUCAAUUAAGUUGCAGGGCAGAGAAGACCUCCAGUUAUUUUGUAAUGUCCCUGACAAAUGGAGUUGACAAUAGGAAAUUUAAUAAUGUACAUGGGUAAUUCCAGAAAUUAAGGGUCCAAAUGUGUGACAUUUAGUGUCCCUUCCACGUCUGUCCUUUUUUUAUUUGACAUUGAAGCAUCACUGGAAUUGAUUUCAAACUAUUACUAUAUGUUUGGAAGGUCAUUUGCUCUAAUUCAUCACUCUUGGAAAUUAGAAAAUGUCUUCUGAACUUACAAAAUCAUGUUAGAUGUAACAGGGACAUGAAAAAA
Acanthaster planci (crown-of-thorns starfish) is the source of this 5106-nucleotide messenger RNA. RefSeq lists its product as uncharacterized. Gene Ontology annotation, molecular function: GTPase activator activity; small GTPase binding. NCBI's taxonomy places the organism in Eukaryota, Metazoa, Echinodermata, Asteroidea, Valvatida, Acanthasteridae. Gene Ontology annotation, biological process: regulation of GTPase activity. The record is from RefSeq and is a predicted model, not a curated record.